This is a messenger RNA of Parnassius apollo (apollo), 651 nucleotides long. Lineage: Eukaryota; Metazoa; Arthropoda; Insecta; Lepidoptera; Papilionidae. The record is from the annotation of a GenBank genome assembly.
AUGUCGAAGUGCGCUGCUUGCGGGAAAUUUGUGAGUCCGGCUGAUAUGAUUAAAUGUAGCAGUUGUGCUAAUAUUUAUGACAGAAUAUGUUUAAAGUUAUCCAAAAGUUAUAAAGUAUCUCCAAAAUGGCUUUGUCUGGACUGUACUUCUAAACAACCACGAAAAGAUAAUACGGAGACUCCGAUUAAGGUGCAAACAGAAAUAAGCCAGAGUAGUUCCUCGAACUCAUCACCUUCUAGUUGCAGUGGCUGUGAUGUUACAAGUAAGAUGAUAGAGGAGUUACGUACGGAAAUUGUCGCUGUGCGCAAUGAAUUUGUAAACUUUGGAACGAAGUUCGACAGGCUUUACCUUGCCGUCAGCGACUUAAGUAAGCGAGUUGAUGGAAUAGAGAAUCGGGUGGCUAAUCUCGAAAAAGAUGAUUGCAUGGAAAAAUAUAAGGAUGAGAACAAAAAGCUAAGCGACACAUUGGAGCGUCUUAAGUUCGAGUUGAACGAUCGUGAUCAGGAACAGCUCCUUACUGAUGUAGAAAUAAGUUGUAUACCUGAGCAUAAGGCAACGGUAGGUGCGGUGAAGUGGGGAGAGGUCUCAAUCGACGCGUCAGGCGUGCGCAACGAUGCCAGAUACACUGUAAUUACAGGAGAUGUACUGUAA